AGAGUAUCGAUUUACAUACGGAAUACACAUCAAACAAAGCUUUCCUAGCGCGUUCUCAUUUUCAUAUUGACUUGUUUACAAACCGCGGUAAAAUGUCUAAUUCAGAAGAGCAGUGCGAAAAUUCAACAAACGACAACCAGGAAUGUCAGGAAAAAAUGCGCAAAUUCAAGGAUUUGAAGGCAAAAACACUGUACGUUACAAUUCUUGUGGGAAUAUUAAUCGCGUUUGGAACAUUUGGRGCUGUCGUGUUCAAAAAAGUUGAAGCAGCAUCGGUUGGUCUUGAAAAAUACGAUGUUACGGCUUUGCCAAGUACGCGAGAGCUGUUACAAGAGAUCCUGGACGACAAGAAAGCGAACAGCGACACAAAUAGCGAGGAGAACUGGCAGAACACAGCUGUAGAAAAGCUUGAGCGGUUUAUCAAAGCAAAAAAUGAUAAUUGGCAGCCAGAAGAGUCUGAACAGUGGGGAUUGGCUGAUUCCUGGCUAUUUGCUUGUACAAUUUUCACAACAGUCGGAUACGGAAACAUCKCACCACUCUCACUGAAAGGACGGAUAUUUUGCAUGGUUUUCGCUGCAAUAGGAAUUCCACUCUUCUCCGUUGUUGCUGGAGGUCUAUCAUCGUUUAUAACAGAUGUAAUACACACGUGUCAUGCAGAGUACCAUAUAAGGAAGCGAGAAGCCAAAAUAACCCAGCAAAAGAAAAACGACGACAUAUCCCCUCAACUCGACGGAAUUCCCGAGCUGAAGCUUGGCUUGAAACACUUCUCAUUGAUCUGUCUGGGAUACCUGUGUCUUGGUGCUUUGUUCUUCUCAGUAGGGGAGGGGUGGAGUUUGUUUGAAUCAUUUUACUAUUGCUUCAUCACCCUCAGCACUGUAGGUCUUGGAGACUAYGUACCAGGACAUGUGCAUCACACRUCCUUCUUUGCAAUCUAUGUKCUGGUGGGGAUCGUUUUGCUUGUCAUGUUUUUUGGUGCAGUUGAAGAGUUUAUCACUGGUUGGUGUCAAAAAGUGAAAGACAAGCUCAAUGUCACAGACUAGACAACGAUGCAUUGCAACGACUAUCGUAUUCUCUAGUAUCUGAAUGUCACAUCAUUACAUCGCGACAUCGAAGUUGUGAUGAAGUUUCAAACUAAAUCCGCAAGCGAAUUUCAAAACUUAUGUGGUCGCUAUACAAGAGUUGAAACAUUUUAACAACGUUUACGAAACUAAAUAAUAGUUUAACUAGUAUACAAAUUAAAAUUAAAAUAAACAUUUUCUAGAACAGA
Molecule: messenger RNA, 1264 nt
Organism: Exaiptasia diaphana
Lineage: Eukaryota; Metazoa; Cnidaria; Anthozoa; Actiniaria; Aiptasiidae
Product: TWiK family of potassium channels protein 7
Exons: 4
Coding region: 93-1037 (314 amino acids)
Biological process (GO): stabilization of membrane potential; potassium ion transmembrane transport
Cellular component (GO): membrane
Molecular function (GO): potassium ion leak channel activity
Source: RefSeq, a predicted model, not a curated record